AUGGAUGAUCCUUUGAGCACAAACACUCAAGCAGAAGCUUUGGCAAUCCUACAAGCUAUGAAGUAUUUGGAGGCAACUCAGAGGGACAAGAUACUCAUUGAAACAGACUCACUAUUACUCAGGAAUAUUGUGGAGAAGGUCUGGGAAGUACCAUGGCAGAUAGUCACUAUAGUAAAGGAAAUAUGGAGAAUUAUGAAGGGCAAAAUAGUGGUGGUUUCACAUAUAUUCAGGGAGGGAAAUAAGUUGGAAGACCAUUUAGCUAAUGUGGCACUUGAUGAAGGAGAAAUACUAGCUAACAAUUUUAAGGAACUGGAUAUACAAGGCAGAAGGUUACUGAAUGAAGACAAAUUGAAAGAGCCAUAUUCAAGAUUACACUUUUAG
Messenger RNA from Lycium barbarum (goji berry), 381 nucleotides. RefSeq lists its product as uncharacterized. Lineage: Eukaryota; Viridiplantae; Streptophyta; Magnoliopsida; Solanales; Solanaceae. The transcript is spliced from 2 exons. The coding region runs from base 1 to 381 and encodes 126 amino acids. The record is from RefSeq and is a predicted model, not a curated record. Gene Ontology annotation, molecular function: RNA-DNA hybrid ribonuclease activity; nucleic acid binding.